Molecule: messenger RNA, 525 nt
Organism: Babesia ovata
Lineage: Eukaryota; Apicomplexa; Aconoidasida; Piroplasmida; Babesiidae
Product: CMP dCMP zinc-binding protein
Exons: 5
Coding region: 1-525 (174 amino acids)
Biological process (GO): tRNA wobble adenosine to inosine editing
Molecular function (GO): tRNA-specific adenosine-34 deaminase activity
Source: RefSeq, a predicted model, not a curated record
AUGCUCUCGGAGGAGGAUGUCGACCGGUUCAUGGCCGAAGCCAUUGCGGAGGCGCGCUUGGCGCUGGAGAGCGGUGAGGUGGCCGUCGGUUGCGUCAUAGUCGACAAAGAAGCACGGUCAGUCGUAGCUCGAGCGGGCAACAGCACAAACAAGACGCACAACUCAACUUGGCAUUGCGAGUUUGGAGCCAUAAGCACCGUUUUCGAAUUGGUGCCUGGUGGCAAGGUUGGAUGCGGCGACCGGGAGUCUUUGCACUCGUUCAUGUCUCGCUAUGCACUCUUCGUCACGUGUGAACCGUGCGUGAUGUGCGUAACCGCGCUUCAGAUAGUUGGGCUCACUGAAGUCUACUACGGCUGCCGCAACGAGAAAUUCGGCGGUUGUGGAUCCGUUCUCUCGCUACACGAAGGUUACGGCGGCAUGGCACCGUUGCGUUGUGUCAAGGGUAUCCGCGCCGACGAGGCUAUCGGACUUCUGCAGGCUUUCUACUCCUCUGGCAACCCCAAAGGUUUGUUGAGCGCCUCCUAG